AUGCUUAACAUAAACCUAAUUGCGUUAACUGACGAAUGUAAAUAUUGCAACAAACAGAAACAGGGCUUCCAGAGCGCAUUUUCAUCUGUGGCACCUCCCGUAAUCAAUUUGUAUUGUAUCAAGGCUGAUAAAGUAGACAAAGAAUUCGAAAAUAUUAUGAAUUUAUUUUUCUCUGAAUUAAUAAUGAAGUUUAAAGCCAUGUCUAUACUACGUCCAAAACUAACACAACAGGUGACAUGGCAUGAAGAUCCAAUUAAGGUUAAAAAUAAUUCAAAUAUAGUCAAAAAGAAAUUGGAUUCUGAUGGAAGUUUGGCAUCAAGCAGCAGGCAUUUGCUGGCUGCAGAGGAUAACGGUCGGGAACCAAUCAAAUCUGAUAACUUCCUCUUCUACUUUGAUGACCUGAUAGUGAACAAAUCAAAGAAUUUGACAAUCCCGUACGCAAAUAUUCAAGUUAAGGACAAUCAUUGUGGGCAGUUUACAAUAAAAACAACGGCCUCUAGUCCCCAGCUGGCCUUAAGUGGUCAAGGGGUGCCAAGAAUCCCUGGGAAGUAUGCAAUAGCGGAGGAAUGUUGCAGAAAAAUUCAGAACGGCCCCUCUAUGGUACUUAGACUUGGAAUGCUCAAUGUUGGAUCACUGAUUGGCCGCAGCAUGGAAAUCGCAAAAAUGCUCAAGCGUAGAAGGAUUGACAUCUGCUGCCUUCAUGUCAACUCAGACAGAAAAUAUAAACUAUUCUGGAAUGGUCAAAAGACGGCCAAAAACGGUGUUGGAAUUUUUGUCAGGAAACCGCUAGCCCAAGAAGCGAUCUCAAUGGCCACGUUGGAGAGAAAACAGAUGGUUUUGACAACGUACAUGGCGGUUUUGGCUAUGGAGAACGGAAUGAAGGUGGCAACCGCAUCUUUGAGUUUGCAGAAAGUCACGGGUUUUGUUUAUUAA
This is a messenger RNA of Helobdella robusta, 933 nucleotides long. RefSeq lists its product as hypothetical. Lineage: Eukaryota; Metazoa; Annelida; Clitellata; Rhynchobdellida; Glossiphoniidae. The transcript is spliced from 6 exons. The record is from RefSeq and is a predicted model, not a curated record. Bases 1 to 933 code for a protein of 310 amino acids.